This is a messenger RNA of Echinostoma caproni, 228 nucleotides long. Lineage: Eukaryota; Metazoa; Platyhelminthes; Trematoda; Plagiorchiida; Echinostomatidae. The record is from the annotation of a GenBank genome assembly.
AUGUACGCAUUAAACUUCAUCACAUACGGCGUCGAUAGCUUCUUCCUAUUUGCCCUGUACAAGGUUCACGGAGGCUAUCUGAAUAGUCCGGCGGUGACACAGCCACCAGUCAAUCAACCACCACCACCACAGAUGGUACAACAGCCGAGUUAUCCACCAUCGGCCUACACGAAUUCGGCAUACGACGGGCAGCCUGUACCAGAACAAAGUGGUUAUGCGUAUCAGUAA